Messenger RNA from Brienomyrus brachyistius, 3414 nucleotides. RefSeq names its product TIMP metallopeptidase inhibitor 2a (gene timp2a). The transcript has 5 exons. Gene Ontology annotation, biological process: negative regulation of membrane protein ectodomain proteolysis; negative regulation of endopeptidase activity. The record is from RefSeq and is a predicted model, not a curated record. Lineage: Eukaryota; Metazoa; Chordata; Actinopteri; Osteoglossiformes; Mormyridae. Gene Ontology annotation, molecular function: metalloendopeptidase inhibitor activity; protease binding. The coding region runs from base 293 to 955 and encodes 220 amino acids. Gene Ontology annotation, cellular component: extracellular matrix.
AUGAGCCCGAUCUAGGCGAAAAGAAAAACAGACCCCUAGAAGGCAGUGAAAGCAGACGUCUCCGGCUCAAACACGAGAUUAGGCUGUGUUUAUCCGGACAGAUCCGUCCUGGUGGGUUUGCUUAGCGCGUUAUUUUCGGCCGCCGCGGAGAAAUAAAGAAGCCACUCGGAGCGCUGUAACUUCGACCCAUUUCUGCGUUAUUGCGAAGACGUCGUUCAGGUUUAUUUUCUGAGAUCUACAGCUAGCUACGUCUUCGGCAGCAACAGCAUUAAAGUACAGCUACGUGGAAAACAUGACUUGUACAAUAAGCAGCUUCUUCGCUACUCUGGUGGUGUUGCUCCUGUGGCGGGUGGAGGAAAUCGCAGAAGCCUGCAGCUGCUCUCCGGUGCAUCCUCAACAGGCUUUUUGUAAUGCAGAUGUAGUGAUCCGGGCGAAGGUGGUUGGGAGGAAGGAGGUGGACUCCGGGAAUGACAUCUACGGUAAUCCGAUCAAGCGGAUUCAGUAUGACAUCAAACAGAUCAAGAUGUUCAAAGGUCCAGAUGUAGACAUUGAGGCUGUAUUUACUGCCCCUUCGUCUGCGGUAUGUGGGGUCACUCUGGAGCCCAACGGGAAAAAAGAGUACCUCAUUGCAGGCAAAGCAGAGGCUGGUGGCAAGAUGCAUGUGACCCUCUGUGAUUUCAUUGAGCCCUGGGACUCUAUGACCCCCACACAGAAGAAGAGCUUGAGCCAGCGCUACCAGAUGGGCUGUGGGUGUAAGAUCACCCGCUGCCCUGCUGUCCCCUGUACCAUCACCGCCCCGGAGGAAUGCCUGUGGACAGACUGGGUGAUGGAGAAGAGUGUGAGCGGACGGCAGGCCAGCCAUUAUGCCUGCAUCAAGAGGAGCGACGGCUCCUGUGCCUGGUACCGCGGCAUCGCCCCACCCAAGAAAGAGUUUCUGGACAUUGAGGACCCCUAAUCAUACGUGUUUUCCCACCCACUGCACCACCUGUUCGAAACAUUUCUGCAAAAAUGAUCAUUUUGAGUUAGAAAACAAACCAGUGAAGAUGUUAAAAGCUAAGAUUAAAUAAUGAUUAAACUUAUUGUGAGAAAAAUAUGACACACACAUAGACUGGUUUGGUGAUGAUAUCAUUUCCUCUUAAAGGAAGACGACUCUGAGAUAGGAGAGCACUUCCCUUGCCCCAAGUAGCGCUUGAUUCUCUUUCUACCAAUUAUGCCUGAUCUUGAAACAUUCCAUGAAAUUUGUAAAUCGUGUCCUACAUUUCACAUGCCACUUAAAUGCCGUUGCUGUCUAACUAACCAAUUGCCACCCAGAUAUCAAUCAGACCUAACAUAUCAUUCAGUUUCUGUAAACUGUGCUGUUUGGAUGUAUGAAAUAAUGGUGGGGCAUUACUUUCUAAAAUGCUCAAGGAAAAAUAACUCUGCUUUUCAACAAGUUGUACAGAUUGGAAGUGAUAUUUUACACCAAAGCUAUACACAGUUCUUAAGUCCUAAACUGGCUGCUUCCAACAGACAGUCUCUCAGUUUCUAUUAGAACUUCAAAUAUUCCUUUGUAAGUUCCUUUGUUAACGUUCAAGGAGUGUUAUUCCAGGGUUUCCGAAGAUUUAAGAUUCUAACCAAAGCCAAGAAGGAACUAAUUUUGCCCCAUUCUGCCAGAAAACCAAAUCAUUUCAUGGUGGUGGCACCACUUAAAACACAACCCUGAAUUCAUUUUCAGUUGCUAUAGGUGUAUCACUAGUGCAUGCAAACGAAAGAGCCUAACCGUCAUUAUCUCAAAGUUUCAACUGAAUGCUGAUAAUGUUCUCUUUGAUUAUAACCUUUAACCUCUGAGCAGAUGAGUGACAUCUCACUGGACCAGUCUAUGCAGAUGCCUCGGGUUGGUACUUGUUAUUGUGCUUCAAGUCAUUGGCUGCCCGUUCCAUUUGCCACGCCCUUGUCUUCCUGGCUCCUGUAUAGUACCUAUGCAUAUGCCUUUUUUUUUUAAUAUUUUGACAUCGGUCUUAAGUAUUAUUAUUAUUCUAAAUUCAUUCAUAUUUUUUGGGUAGACCUAGAUUUGCACUUGCCAGGGAGACGCUGCCUAAGAUUUAUUUGUGUAAAACAAGGAGGAUCGGAUCCUCUUCUGUACUUCCUUAAUGUUGUUUUUUUUUUUAGUCUUUUAUAGUUCCUGGUAUAACAUUUUCAUUUUUUAUUAUUAUUGUUUUUUAUUGCUAUUUUAUAUUACGCCUUUGUUUUUCCAUGUCAAAAAAUGUAGAAAAUUUAGGUAUUUUCUUAAAUUGCAGUCCAGUUGACUUUUGUAAGAUUUUGUUCCAUGGUGAUUAAGGUAUUUGAAAGGAGAGAUUUAUGUUCUGUUAUCUAUCAUGGAUUUCCGUGUCAGAUUGCUGAAUAUUUGUACAAUUUUUAGACUGAUGGUAAGGCAGAUAUAUAAGGCUAUAUAUCUCAUAUUAAAUGAUUUUAAGCUUUUUUUUUCCUAUUGAAGACAGCUGUACCCAUUAUAGCAUGGCACUCCUUCCAAUUUUCUCUUCCAAAUGAGGGACACUGCAUGGAGACUUAAAUAACCCAAAUGUCCCUGACUAGAUGUUGCUGAGUGGAAGGACAAUUACUUGAGUCUUGGUGAAGGAUUAACAGUUUUUUUCAGGGUUUCUGUAGGGCAAGAAAGGGUCUACAUUAAUAUUAACCUCCAGGUAACGGCCUAGUCGAUUUCUUUUCCCCAUUUAGAUGCAUCCAUACCCUCGUGCUAGUAACACAUAAAGAAGCAGGGCUAAAGUUGGGUUAACGCUGCAUGUUCUGUGGUUUUUGUAGUGCAAGUCUGUCCAUAAAUAUUCUGGAUAACUGCUAGGCAAACUCGUUGCUCUGUCGUUGUAGGCUAGUUAAUGGAUGCAAAUGUCGCGUGACUUUUUUUUUUGACAAAGUUGGGGCGUUUUUCGUUAUCGUAUAGCUAACAUAUAGUUUUCCUUAAUGAAAAUGUCUUUGUGACAAUUUUCUUGCUACACAUAUGUCAUGUAUAAUGAGAAUACUUCCCAAAUAAGCAGGUAACAUGGUAUUACUCUGAAUAGACUAAUAUUAACCAAAACCUUAUGAAUCACUCGUUUCCACAAGUUCAAUCUCCAGAUACUCCUAAAAUAAUAAUAUAAAGAGAGACAUUUAAUGUGGUAUUUUUAUACUCAUGUAUGCUAUUACAAUUUGAAAACGGUGACAUAAUUUAAAGCUUGGUCGAGCCGUGUUUUUACUACGUAAUUUUCUAUUAUUAAUUUGUUGAAGUACGGAAAAGUAUGGUGCGACUUGUGCUGGAACCACAUGAGAAGCGUUGUAUAAUGAGAACCAGACUAUGCAUGUGUUUGUUGUUUGUGUAAUUCAUACGUGGAAAUCCUGUCAUUGAACAAAAUAUACAGUAUUAUCAAAUAAAAAUGUAGAAUUACA